UUUCUGCAGGGCCGUGACAGGCACGCCUUGACAUUGGGCAGCUUGCUGCUAGCUGCUACCUCCCCCCCCCCCUCCUCCUCUCCCGUCUUCUCCACCAAACCCCUCCAAGUCCAAGAUCAAGAGAGCCGGAACGCACUUAUAUAUAGUACCUUGUGAGAGGAUUGAUCGGCGAUCGGGGUCCAUGGGGCUGCGGGCUUGUGCCAUGGAAGGCGGUGAGGGCGUGGGCUCGCCGUUCUUCCAGUGGCUCAAGCCGCGGCGGCCCUCGUCGCCGUCGUCGUCGGCCUCCAUGGCGGCGUCCUCCUGGCAGCAAGUGGUGGUGCUCGGAGAAGAAGGGCGAGCGGGUGGAGGAGUGGAGGAAGCGAGAAGCAUGGCGUGCCUGCCGCUGCUCAGCAGGCUCGGGGAGGGGAAAGGGGCCGACGAUCAUCACAAGCAGUGCUCUGCUGUCAAAGAAGAGAUCGCCAUGAGCGGGGCGAGCAGCGAUCUGGCGCGGUCGGGGGUGGAUUUGAAUAUUGGGUUGCCGGUGGGUGGAUCCUGCAUUGAGGAUGCCGUCAUGGAAGAGAAGGACGAGGAGGAGGAGGAGGAGGAAGACAACGAAGUGGAGGAGGAGGAAGAUGAUGAGGACGAGAGGGAGGAGGAGUGGAAGCACCAGAUGCAUGGCGGCUGCAAGGUGGAGGGGAUGGAUCAGCAGCAUGAUAACGGCGAGGUGGUGGCGUCGGCGGUGGAAGGACCAAACAGCAACGGCUUGGGGGAAUUCGGCGUGGUGGGCGCGGAGAGCGGCCUGCCGAUCGGCUGCCGGUACUGGAUCCCGACGCCGGCGCAGAUCCUCAUCGGCCCCGUGCAGUUUAUCUGCCACGUCUGCAACAAGACCUUCAACCGAUAUAACAACAUGCAGAUGCACAUGUGGGGCCACGGUCGCGAGUACCGGAAGGGCCCGGAGUCGCUCAAGGGCACGCAGACGCUGGCGAUGCUGAAGCUGCCGUGCUACUGCUGCGCGCCGGGGUGCAAGAACAACGUGGGGCACCCGCGGGCGCGGCCGCUCAAGGACUUCCGCACCCUGCAGACGCACUACAAGCGCAAGCACGGCGCCAAGCCCUUCCGCUGCCGCCGCUGCGCCAAGCCCUUCGCCGUCAAGGGCGACUGGCGCACGCACGAGAAGAACUGCGGCAAGCGGUGGUUCUGCGCCUGCGGAUCCGACUUCAAGCACAAGCGAUCCCUCAACGACCACGUCCGCUCAUUCGGCGCCCACCACCACCCCGUCGGCGAGUCCGCCGCCGCCGGCGAGGUCCGACGCUUCCGUCAUAUAUAGUGUACUCGAUCGCCGGUGAGAUCGAUCGACGAUCGAGAGCUACCCUACCCUACCCCGGCCGGCCCCAAAGAUAUAUGGUGAUCGUCGAUCUGCAUGCUGCAUGCUGCAUGCGUGCGAACCAUGCAAUCGAUGAUGCUACUAGGAUCAAGGUAACUGAGAACUAGCAGUACGUAGAUAUUUCCUUGGAUAUAUCUCAGCACCAAUAUUUAAAGCGAGAUGAUAGAUCAACAAUAAGGUGGCUGCUGAUUGCACCAGAUUAAGCUGUGAAGUAGCUGAAUUUUCUUCUCCCGGAACCAUGGGCUGCAGGCUGCGUUACUCGCUGCCCAUGUAACCUCUUGUACUGGAGAAAAUUUCCCGGCUUCACAGGCUAAUGAAAUGUAGUCCGGAAUCUACUGGUAUGCAAUUUCAUGAGACGUGUGUAUUGAGGCACGGUCAAUUGUUAACUGGCAUAUAUUGAUGAACCGGUUACUAUCGA
This is a messenger RNA of Panicum hallii, 1781 nucleotides long. RefSeq names its product protein TRANSPARENT TESTA 1-like. The record is from RefSeq and is a predicted model, not a curated record. Gene Ontology annotation, biological process: regulation of gene expression; anatomical structure development. Gene Ontology annotation, molecular function: DNA-binding transcription factor activity. The transcript is spliced from 2 exons. Lineage: Eukaryota; Viridiplantae; Streptophyta; Magnoliopsida; Poales; Poaceae. Gene Ontology annotation, cellular component: nucleus. Bases 182 to 1306 code for a protein of 374 amino acids.